CUUGGACAAGGUUGCCUCAAAAAACUCUCCCACCCUUUUUGACGAGGCCCUUCAUGAGGAUUUAAGAAAAUUCCGCAGCCGAUUUCCCGAACUAACUUUGCUCCAGUAUGUUGAUGAUCUGUUACUUGCAGCGGAAAGUGAGCAGGCCUGCCGAACAGGAACAGCCGAAUUACUGACGGAACUGGGCCAGAUGGGAUACCGCGUCUCCGCAAAAAAGGCACAAAUUUGCCUGCCCGAGGUAAUCUAUCUGGGCUACCGCCUCAAAAACGGUUAUAGGUGGCUGACGGAAGCCAGAAAAGCUACUGUCUUACAGUUACCGACACCCACCACCAAAAGGGAGGUACGUGAGUUCCUGGGAUCUGCUGGGUUUUGCCGGCUAUGGAUACCUGGAUUCGCAGACCUGGCCCAACCCUUGUAUGAGGCUACCCGGGAAAAAGUAACUUUUCAGUGGACUCCCCAGAUGCAGCAGUCUUUUGAGUCCUUAAAGAGGGCUUUACUGUCUGCACCAGCCCUGGGUCUUCCGGACAUUACAAAGCCUUUCCAUUUGUUCGUAGAUGAGGCAAAGGGCAUAGCUAAAGGGGUGCUCACUCAGUCCUUGGGCCCCUGGAGGCGUCCUGUGGCUUAUCUGUCUAAAAAGUUAGACCCGGUGGCGUCCGGCUGGCCACCGUGCUUACGCAUGGUGGCAGCGGCUGCCCUCCUUUUCAAGGACUCCCAAAAACUGUCUCUGGGACAAGUUACUUCCAUAACCACCCCCCAUGCGGUGGAAGGAGUCCUCAGGCAGCCGCCAGAGAGGUGGAUGAGUAAUGCCCGAAUCACGCAUUACCAGAGCCUAUUGCUCAACCCAGAGAGGGUCAAUUUUUCGCCACCCACGGGGCUAAACCCCGCCUCCCUCCUACCUGCCCCUGACCUGGAGGCCCAUCUAGACUGUGUUGAUAUCUUGGCCCAGGUCCAAGGGUUACGCCCUGAUCUGCGAGAUAACCCUCUGCCGGACGGACUGGUUUGGUUUACGGAUGGGAGCAGUUUUAUCCACGAGGGCCGAAGAGCGGCAGGGGCGGCAGUGGUGUCCAUGCAGGAAGUCAUAUGGGCUGAGCCUUUGCCAUCCGGGACGUCCGCUCAAAAGGCUGAACUAAUUGCCCUAACCAAAGCUCUCACCUUGGCUCGAGGGAAAAAUUUAACUGUGUAUACUGACAGCAGAUAUGCAUUUGCCACGGCCCACGUACACGGGGCCAUAUAUCGAGAGCGCGGGCUCUUAACCUCCGACGGCAAAGGCAUUAAAAACGCUCAAGAAAUUAUGGAUCUCCUGGCAGCGCUGUGGCUACCACGUAAGCUGGCUAUAGUACAUCAUCCAGGUCAUCAAAAGGACUCCUCGACUCCAACUCAAGGUAAUAAGCGGGCGGAUGAGGCAGCACGCCAAGCUGCCCUAAUGCCGGUAGAUGCCCUGACAGUAAAACUCCCAGACCCAGGGGACCCGCAGCUGCCGGAAGACCCAGAGUAUAGUGCUAUGGACUUUGACUACAUACAGUCUCUACCGGGUGCUUUUUCUUUGGGACACUGGUGGUACACCCAAGAAACUAAGGCCAUCUUGCCAGCACACUUGGCCACUGAUCUCAUUCAGCGCUUGCACCGAGCCACGCAUUUGGGAAAAAAAAUUCUAACUCUAAUCAGGCAAUGGAACCUCCAUGUCCGGGACGCAACCUGUACCGUGCGACAAGUAGUGGCAUCCUGCCAGUCGUGUGCCAUGGUAAACGCCACCAAGACAACCGGUGAACCAGGAAUGAGGCCGCGAGGAACGCGCCCGGGGGUCCAUUGGGAAAUAGACUUCACCGAGGUAAGACCAGGUAAAUUUGGCUAUCGAUACCUGCUGGUCCUGGUGGACACGUUUUCCGGAUGGCCGGAGGCGUUCCCGACAAGAGGUGAGUCAGCUCGAGUGGUAGCCAAAAUCCUGUUGGAAAACAUUUUUCCUAGAUUUGGGUUUCCAGUGACCAUUGGGUCAGACAAUGGACCAGCCUUUGUCUCUCAGGUAUCGAAAUCUGUGGCUUCUGCCCUGGGAGCAGAGUGGAAGCUCCAUUGUGCCUAUCGGCCCCAGAGUUCAGGGCAGGUGGAGAGAAUGAACAGAACUUUAAAAGAAACUUUAACUAAAUUAACUUUAGAGUCUGGCGGGGACUGGGUGACUCUCCUUCCCUAUGCCCUCUUCCGGGCUCGCAAUUCCCCUUAUCGUCUGGGUCUGUCUCCGUUCGAGAUUAUCUAUGGAACCGCCCCCCCAACCACACCGCACGGUGCGCAGUUAGCUUGUGAUUUGCCUUCUGAUUGUGAACUUUUUCUUUCUGUGUGGGCUGUACAGCAGGCUCACCAGGAGGUCUGGCCCCGCCUCAGAGCGCUCUAUGAAGGGGGAGGACCUUCUCAGACAGCCCACAAAUUUCAGCCUGGAGAUCUUGUCCUUGUCCGCCGACACAAGACCGACGGUCGUGGCCUCCAGCCCCGGUGGAAGGGUCCCUACAUCGUCCUCCUGACCACACCCACCGCACUCAAAGUGGACGGCAUCGCGGCCUGGGUUCAUCACUCACACGUCAAGACGGCACCAACUGACGACUCCCAGCUGCAGUGGCGAGCCCGGAAGCAUCCCACCAAUCCACUCAAGCUGACUCUUCAGGCGCUCCCGGCUACAACCCAUCGCUCCCAGACCACUGCCCACGCCGUGAAAAAUGACACCAAACUGUAAUGUUGGCUAC
Talpa occidentalis (Iberian mole) is the source of this 2729-nucleotide messenger RNA. RefSeq lists its product as uncharacterized. Gene Ontology annotation, biological process: DNA integration. The record is from RefSeq and is a predicted model, not a curated record. Lineage: Eukaryota; Metazoa; Chordata; Mammalia; Eulipotyphla; Talpidae. Gene Ontology annotation, molecular function: RNA-DNA hybrid ribonuclease activity; nucleic acid binding.